GCUUCAUAAUUCACUCUGUAAUAUCUAUGGUUCUCUAGAAGUUUCUGAGAACUGCUCGUUACGAUGAGAGGAAUAUGGGAAUACCAUGAGAGUAACUAAACGAUAAGGCUAAAUAUCUGAACAAGACUGCAACUGUGAAAUGCCGAAAAGUGAAUGCACGUCUGUCAUUUAAAAAAAGGUUUUCAAAAAUGUUCGGAUGCUUAGUAGCUGGUAGAUUGGUGCAGACCGACGCACAGCAGGUAGCCGGGGACAAGUUUGUCUUCAACCUACCGGACUACGAGAACGUCAACCACGUGGUGGUGUUUAUGCUGGGUACCGUGCCUUUCCCCGCCGGGAUGGGGGGCGCUGUUUAUUUCUCUUUCCCGGAUCCUGCAGCAGGGCAGGUGUGGCAGCUGCUCGGCUUCAUCACCAACGAGAAACCCAGCGCGAUGUUCAAGAUCUCCGGCCUGAAAGCCGGUGUGGGCGGGGAGCACCCUUUCGGGGUGAUGGCGCCGCAGGCAGCCUCUGUGGCCCAGGUGGGCGUGUCCAUGGAGCCGCUGGACCAGCUGGCACAGCAGACCCCCGUAUCCAACGCCACGGUGUCUGCCAUCGACUCCUUCACACAGUUCACACAGAAGAUGUUGGAGAGCCUGUAUAACUACAGUUCGUCCUACGCCGUGACCCAGGCCCAGAUGAGCCCCAACCCCACAGAGACCUUCAUCCCAACCAGCUCCAUCCUCCGAUGGUAUGAGAAUUUCCAGAGAAGGAUGGCACAGAACCCUGGGUUCUGGAAGACGUGAGCCAGCUGCUUUUAGAGAGGGGAUGGAGGCCCAGUCUCCUUCAGCCCAGCUGCACACCUGCCCUGGAGACCAGGCCCUGCCCCCUCCCCCCUGCCCCCCUGCCUUCCUGCCCCCCUGCCUUCCUGCCUUCCUGCCCCACAAACACUCGCACACAACCAGCCAAGGACCUUCAAUUUGCAUGCAGCCCAAAUAAACUGGGGUCAAAACUGUGACUCUUUCUUUCACUUGGUGUCGGUGUCAUGGAGACGGCUGGUCACGAGAGAUUAUUCUCACACACCCUAGUGUCAAGAGUGCCAUUUGACAGAAGGAGCAACACAGAGCGAUCCAGUGGUAGUGUAGACUGCCUUGAGAGAACCAACAAUGUUGUCUGACACGAUAGUAUUGGAAGUAACAUUAAAACAAAUUUUUAAACCUG
Conger conger (European conger) is the source of this 1194-nucleotide messenger RNA. It is a transcript of the gene hikeshi, whose product is annotated as heat shock protein nuclear import factor hikeshi. Gene Ontology annotation, biological process: protein import into nucleus. Gene Ontology annotation, molecular function: nuclear import signal receptor activity; Hsp70 protein binding. The record is from RefSeq and is a predicted model, not a curated record. The coding region runs from base 189 to 779 and encodes 196 amino acids. NCBI's taxonomy places the organism in Eukaryota, Metazoa, Chordata, Actinopteri, Anguilliformes, Congridae. The transcript has 5 exons. Gene Ontology annotation, cellular component: cytosol; nucleus.